Anarrhichthys ocellatus (wolf-eel) is the source of this 8116-nucleotide messenger RNA. It is a transcript of the gene zbtb40, whose product is annotated as zinc finger and BTB domain containing 40. Gene Ontology annotation, molecular function: protein binding; DNA-binding transcription factor activity, RNA polymerase II-specific. The transcript is spliced from 11 exons. NCBI's taxonomy places the organism in Eukaryota, Metazoa, Chordata, Actinopteri, Perciformes, Anarhichadidae. The coding region runs from base 703 to 3306 and encodes 867 amino acids. Gene Ontology annotation, cellular component: nucleus. The record is from RefSeq and is a predicted model, not a curated record. Gene Ontology annotation, biological process: regulation of transcription by RNA polymerase II.
UUUUCAAAACGGCUAAAGCUUUAUUGCGCAGAGCAGCGUUGUUCAGUAAAGAAGUUUAAAUAAAGAGACGGAUCGUUUGAAUAAUUCAAGGUAAUACAAAGACGUCCAUUGACUGGAAGCUGCAUGUUGGAUGGUCCCUGACGACUGUUUUAUUCAGAUUAUAAACGCUCAUGUAUCCCAAUGAGUUUCACUGACCUAACAUUAGUAACCUUUUCGAGAUUACAUUAGCAUCCGUAGCUAAAGCUAGAGCGGGCUAGCUCACGUAGCUAAGCCUUGAAGACCCUGUGGACCACAGUGGCAUGAGCCUGUAGCCUGAGCAGACAGUCGGCUUGCUUCGUAAUGUAGCGAAGGCACCCUAGUUUACGAAUAUUAUCUGACAUGACACUUUUUCUUACGCCCAAAUCCAUAUUCUGAAUAAUCUUACAUUUAAGUUAAUGCUCUAAACUUGCACCGUAACGUAACAUAAGCAUUUAAGCGUAAACACUAAACUCGUUUCCUUCCUGAUCACAUAAUCGACUAUAGUAUAUGGAAGCCGGUACCAAUAUCCAUCGUAAACUCCAUAAAACCUUUAAAUGAAUGUGCGUGCUUCUCGUGUGUUCCACCGGUAGAUGCUAUACUCAGUAUUCUGGCUUCUUCUACAUUUUUGUCCGUUUGCUGGAAAUGUAAAACAACGCAGUUAAUUUGUGAAUUGAGUUUGACACGAUGUUCUCUCCUCACAAGAGGGGGCGGGACGUUCUGCCCCUCAACGAGAUGCUGGAGCUACCGAACUACAGCAGCCAGCUGAUGCAGCAGCUGUGGGCCCUGAGGAAAGAGGGCCACUUCUGUGACUGCACCAUCCUGGUGGGAGAUAGCCCGCACCGCGCACAUAAACUGGUACUGGCCGCCUCCAGCAUGCUCUUCAGGUCUCUCCUGGACAGCUCCGACACCAUCUCCAUCGACACGGCCAUGGUGUCCUCGCAGGAGUUCAGCUGUCUGCUGGACAUGGUCUACACCGGCAAGCUGCCUCUCGGCAAACACAACGUGGGCCGCAUCGUCGCCGCUGCAGACAGCCUGCAGAUGUUCGACGUGGCUGUCGGCUUCAAAAAUGUCCUCACCAGUCUCGUGAGCCAGCAACCCUCAGUCCCAGUCGUCGCUACACAGACCCAAGGCCUCACCGUGAUCAACAAAGCCCAGAUCAUGAACCCUGAAGGCUCAGCUUCACCUGGCGAGGACUCGACUCCAGACAAGACAGAGCUUAAACCUGAGCUGAAGAAGAAAGAGGGUCAGAGUGACAGUGAGGACGCAGAGGAACCAGCAUGUAAAAAAUCCUGCGUGGAGCUCUCUGAGUCCUCAGAGGCCGAAGAAGCCAAAUCCUCAGAAAGUGAAAAGGAAGAAAAUAACACAACGGCAGCCGAGGCAUCGAGUGGGCCUGCCACUGGUUUUCUGGAACAUUCCUCUCAGCUUGUGGAGCUCCUCAGCAACAUGUCGUCUAUCCUGGAGCUGCUGAGCCAGGCAGCGCAGAGAUGCCUGGACGGACAGGAGAGACAGGCCGCGUGUCAGUGCUGUGGGGAGGAGGAGGAGGCAGACCCCAGACCAGCGCUGGAUAGGCUGGUGAGCCAGCUCAAUGAGGGAGCGCUCCUCAGGCUGCUCCGCGCCGUUCAACACAAAGCUCCCUCCUCCUUUCCCUCACCGCUGCUCUCUCUGGUGGAGCAGUUGGAGAGGAACUCACAGCCACCACAUGGAAACCAAGCUGAAGGUGACUCAGGGAAGCAGAAUGGCACAAGAAGUGAAGAAAAGCAGGAGGAAGAGGAUGAGGAGGGAAGCAUCAAGGAGGAGACAGAGGACGAGGAGAAGGUCCCGAAUGCUACGCCAGACUCCUCCUCCUCCUCGUCCUCCAAGCCCUACUCCUGUCGCUGGUGCAAGAGGGGCUUCGCCUACAAGUGUCGCAUGCUGGCCCAUGUGAAGCGCUGCUCCAUGUCCCAGGAGUGUGAGCAGCAGUGCCCUCAGUGCCCGGAGAAGCUGGCCAACCAGCGGGCCCUGCAGCGGCACCGGGCUGAGGCCCACCGCAACACCACGCGGGCGAAGAAGAAGAAGGUGUCCUGCGACCUCUGCGGGAGGACCUUCGCCCACCCAUCAGGCAUGAUUUACCACAAGCGCACCGAGCACUUUGAGGAGAAACCGUUCGCGUGUGAGGACUGCGGCGCCAAGUUCGGCGCCAACUCGUCUCUGAAGAAUCACAUGAGGCUGCACACAGGAGAGAAACCGUACCGCUGCAAACACUGUGACAUGAGCUUCGGCGUGGCUGCUGCACUUGCAUACCACACCAAGAAGAAGCACUCUGAGGGAAAAAUGUACGUGUGUCAGUAUUGCAAGGCUGUCUUCGCCCAGUCCAUUGAGCUGACGCGUCACGUGCGAACACACACUGGCGAUCGGCCCUACGUGUGCAGAGAGUGUGGCAAAGGUUACAGCCAGGCCAGCGGACUCACCGUCCACCUGCACACCUUCCACAAUAUGUCAGAACCUCAUGACUGUCAAAAGUGUUGUUUGAGCUUUUCCUCGCUGGAGGAGCAUCGCCAGCACAUCCAGGAGUUCCACCCAAAGGAGUUCCACAAGUGUCCCACAUGUAGCAAGGUGUUCACUAGCGUCGCCCUGCUGGACAAACACGCAGGCACACACACCGGGACCAAGCCCUUCAGCUGCGACCUCUGCAACAAGUCUUACCAGCAACUGUCAGGCCUGUGGUACCACAACAGGACCAACCACCCAGAGGUGUUUGCUAACCACACGCGGCAGCUCAAGACCCUGGUCCAGUGUGACAUCUGCUUCAAGUUCUUCCCCAGCGCCGCCACUGUGGCCAAACACCAGGCUGCUGAGCACCAAGGCUGCGCAGCGGGGGCGGUGCAGUGCCCGUACUGCCCGGCCCUGUUGGGCGGGGAGGAGGAGCUGCAGGAGCACGUCAGCAGCCAGCAUGUCGGCGGCCAGAGCGCCGAGGUGUUCAGCUGCCCCCUCUGCCCCCUGGUGGGCUCCUCCCAGCUGGAGCUGCAGGAGCACCUGCUCUCCUGCCACAUGGAGACACAGGGGGCCGGGGAGGAGCAGGCCUCCACCUCCCACACAGUGAUUGCAGCAGAUCCAACAGGCAGCGAAGGGGCGGAGUCAAUCCUCUCUGAGGAGCAGGCACAGCUGGCAGCUGCCCAGCAGGUGUUUGUGGCUCUGGCAGGUGGAGAGAGUGAGUCGGCUGCGGAGGUAGUGGAGGUCAACAUGUAUGACCUGCUGAACAGCUCGGUCACCUUCAUUUGCGAGGACAAACUGCCAGGUCCUGACUCUUAACCAUGAACUAUGACCCCUGGAGGAGGAGUCCGGAGCCUGCAGCAGCUUUAUGCUUUCAUGACUCUUCUCAUCAUUAAACAGCUACGACUCUGACACAACUCACACAGCCAGGACUCUUUGUGAUGUAGGUUCAUGUCUAGUCCACCAUCAUCGUUUCUGUUGUAGAGCUGUUUUGCAAUUAAAUGUGGUGAACGUGUGUUUGUGUUUGACACAACUCUUUAGCCAACGUGGGUUUCUGUAUAUAAUGUCAAGUCAAAGGCAGAAAAACAAACCUGAGCUCCGUCAGGCUGCCUCGGCCGUCGGAAUGUGGCCACGAGUCAUCUCACGUAGCCAGGCUUAUCUCCACAGCACGAAGGAAGGGUCUGAUCAUUCUGGUAGAGGGGAAAAUGCUCUGGUUUGUCUGUCUUUCAACCAAUCACAAUUGUCUUGGGCGGCGUUAAAUACAGAAUGCAUUGACGGUGCCCUUCAAAAUAGAUAGAAGCCAAUGUCAGGCUUACACCCAGCGGUGUAGUGAUGGUUGAUGACGUGGGUGUACUAGAUGGACGGGAUGGUUACUGAGGAGGAAGUGGUUAUACUCUGCUAGAUAUUCCGAUGUAUAUAUAAUACUGAGUGUAGAUCUACCGCUUCUACUCCCAGUCUGUACCCGGUGAGUCAGACUAGGCCAUGAGUAGAGUGAAAAUGUAUGUCCUUGGAAAAAGUUUUCAUGGAUACAACUUUUACAAAUGUUUUAUUGAGCUUUUAAAAACAACUCUGCAAAUUCCCUUCACCCAUUUGUGCCCAAAGACUAUAUUUAGUAUGAUAAGGAAAAAUGACACAUUUGUUCUGAUUCGUCAAGACUUGAAAUUUGGUUUGGACUUAAUAUGGGCAAGUAUUUAACAGUAUAACUUAUAAUAUUUAAGAUGACAUCAACAAUCACACUUUUACCAAUGGUCAAAUGAAGGAUUUUUUUGUAAAAUGAUGAAAAACACUGAAAUUGUGUUUAAUAAAUGUCUUGCAUAUCUAUUUGUACACUGUACAUAUCUUUGAUAUUCAAUUUGAUUGAUUACUUCAUAGAUUUUUAUAUUCUAUUUAUAUAUUCCAUAGAAAUAAAAGUUGCACAGAACUAUUUUAAGUCAUAGAGCAGAUGAAAACAAUCACUUGAGGAGCUGUUCUCUCCUAGUUCCAAAGAGUUUCAAUGCCCUUCAGGAAGUAUGCCGUUUGCUUCUAUUAAACCUCAGAACUCUCUUUUCUGAGGUAACUAUGGACUGGAUAACUAUAAGAAAAACAUAAAAUACUGGCAGCUUUAUUCUUUGAAAUGCUGAGGCUACAACAUAAAGAUGGCUGCAUUGCAUUCUGGGUUGUUUGCAACUGAAGGGUAGAAACAAGUAUCACUCUUCUACACUGGACGUGUCAGUGAGAAACGACAGCUCCGGAAAUGUUCUCUAACAUGUAGUUUUUACAUUUGUUAUUCCACGUAACCAGGAACAUGUGGCACCAUCAAGACAACUCGUCCAGAAAGGGUUUAUCGCCAGUAGAGAAAUGGUCUUCAAGGGUGGAUUUGUCUCAUUUGAAAUAAAAAGCAAAUAAUGCAAAAUCAAAUGUAGUUAUUUGUUUAUUACAGAAGGUUCACACCUAACAAAUACAAACCUACAACUUCCAUUGUGAUCACCUCAUGCACGCUCAAACAGCAAAGACCUGAGAAGCACGCUGAACACAUUCAAUAAAGAAGUUACAAAAUUAUUUUCUACAUUUAUUGCAGUACAUGCUUUUCACCCAAGGUGAAGUGAAACCAGAUUGUUGAAAAUAGCUAACAAAAGCAUCAAGGAAGAGCAGUUAAGAAAAAAACAAAACAUCUUUCUAUCAGUAGAAAACCGGAUUUUAAUGAAGGAAAAGUAAAAUGUCAAAUCUCGUUUGGGGAAGAACUCCUGGACGGCGUUGCAUACCAUUACCCAGCAUUAAGCACAUUCUACAUGUGAUGUGUAGAGUUAUCUGUGUCUUGCUGUACAUAAGUCACACUGUAGGUACCGCUGCUUGCAGUCUGAAGGCCAUCCAAUGAUUUGUAAUGGAUUUAACACUAGGUCUGAUUCAUAUUUGCAUAAUCUGCCUAGUAGUGAAUAAGACAAAGAGGUUGAGGCAAGGUGCUGGAGGAUCAGUACAUACAACAGGUCUGUUCAUCAGCUUUAAAAAAGGCUCGGCAUUCAUCGGCCUCAGCAGGCUCUCCCUGAGUGUUCCCUGAAAUAACAGGUGGACUAGACGGCUCAGGGCUUUUAUUAGGCCGGUCGGGGGCUCCCGUGCUGUAAAGCCACCCAACAACAGUAUCAAAUGGGUUGAAUUGUAUUAGUAGUUUGGUGAGAUUUGAAGUGAAUUACUAGAUUAAAAAGCCAUGGGAUCAUCACUGUAAUAUCCUGAAAAAAAAUGUCCUCAAUCUUUAUAAAUUCUUGUAUGACUCCUGUAUGACAUGUCUGAUGUUUAAAAUGAUUCCUAAUCUCGCACCAUCUCCUCUUUGAGAGGCCUGGUCUAUGCCGGCAGUGGCAGUACCAGUAGGACUAGAGCAUCUACUGGGUUCAGAGAGAGACCUCUGGUCAGUCUGCUCUCUCUCUGUAGAAGUAGUGGGAAGUGGAUUUCUAUACCCACAAACAUUAUAGACUCUGGAACUUUGGCUAAAGGCAGCGCUAAAGUGACACCACCAAUGAUUACCUAUGAGUUUAUCCUACCGAGUCUAUUCAUUCUAUCACACUGAUUGACUUUUAUGUAUCGUGUUGUUUUAUCUAGUGUAUACGUUGUCUUGCUAUUGUUGCCCAGAUAAAAAAUGCGCCUCGGAGACGUAAAGCCCUCUGAUGUUCAUUUAUAAGGAAGCUGGUUUUGAUUCAUUUCACCUUGACUUAUAACUAGUUCUGAAUUGGAUGGAAAAGUGCAGUUAUUGGUACAAUCUUUCGGUCUAUCUUGCAGAGAUAUUGAGCGGACUGGACAGAAGUCUUUUGUCCUUUAUGACGUAGCAACACAUUAAUUUUUCCUUUUGAUUACUACAACAAACGAAACACAAAGAGACAAAGAUAAGUAGUAGCUCAUGAGCCAGAGGUGCUACAUGUAGUUUAUAACAUGGUAAUGCUAUCAAUGCUAUCAUUUUUAUAAUCAAAUGAAGAAACCAAUUUGUAACACCAAUGAUAAUGCUAGAAGACAUUUCAAAUGCCUGAGCUGGCGGCUCGUAGCUAACAGCGCUAACAGUGUUGACCUGAGGGAGAACCAGAGGAUGCUUUAUCAGCUGUAUCCGCAGGUAGACAUUACUCCACUAUUCCUUUACAUAGCUAAUAGUUGUUUGCUGCUGUAUUAAUGUUCAGAGUGUCGUAUGUUGCCGCUUUAAUAUAAAAAAUGUUGAUUGAUGGAACUUAAUGCUAAACUGCUUCAUGUAGCACCUCUGAGCAGCCAAGACAGACACAACACAAAAUAUCAUAAAUGAAUAAAUAAAUAGAAUUUACAGGCUGGUAUAUAAUCAAACAUAAAAACAUAAACAGCAUUUCCCUUCAGAAACCAGUCUCUACACACUGUCUUUGAGACUUCGUCACUGCAUAAGUAGUGCAAAUGUUCCUCUGGAGAUAAAAGACGUUCAGGUGUCCUCCAGCUACACCGAUGGAAUUGCCUCCAGUAGUUUGGAUCAAUGACCGUGUCCUACUCGUCCUGCUCCAUGUGUGUAUACAUAGUGUCAUUCGAUUCUUUAAAAAUGUCUUUGUGUUUCUUAUUAUAGCAGGAGUCAAAGAUGCCAACGUUUAAGUGUUUUUAGCUGCAGUUCUUCUACUGGCCACUAGGAUGUAUCAUUUUAAAAUAGUGCACACAACCUAGUAAUGCAUACAGUCCAAUUAAUGACUACUGCCCAAGAUGUUUAUAAUUUGUAGUUUAAAAUCACUUCUUCCAAUUCAUUACAUAAUUACUGUGUUAAUCACUUAAUUGAUUUAUCAAAUGGAAUACUUGUAACUCUCCACACUAAAACACAUCUGCUAGCCUGCUGCUAACAACAAAGACUCCUACUGCUACAGUCACUUCACACAAUAACGUGAGUGGAAGAUACUGAACCCUAAAUGUCUCCCUUUCUCAUCAGCGUGCGUGAUUGGUUUAGAGUGUGACGAGCAGGUGGCACCUAGCAUGGCAGCCUCUGCCAUCAGUGUAAGUGUUGAUAUGCAGUUACAAGCGCUACAAGUCUCCAGAAGACUAGAAAGUUGUUAUAUAAAUGCAGACUGUGGGACUGCCAGCAUGUCGAGCUAUUCUUUAGUUAUUUUACUUUAGGGGAGCACUCUUCAAUGUGAUUGUCUGGGCCUCUGACUACAAUGUAGACCCAAUAUGGCCACUGAGAGAACAAAGAGGAUCUGCCUCGUGCUAUGUGCUUCCUAGCUUGUGAUCUUCUUGCGGGGCAGGUAGGCAUUCGUGAUCUGGUUCAUCACCACCAGAGCGGGGAAGAGGGGCAGCAGGAGGAAGCCCCACCAGGCCACCCCUUUCACCGUAGCCUGGAACCAGUCUGAGAACAUGGCCGACACCACGGUUACCGUGGCCAACAGGUAGACCAGCAGACCACAGGUGGCGUGGUACAGCUUCAGCCUCAGCGGAGAGGAGGACAGACGCAGCAGCUUAGGGAAGAUCAAGCAGAUACCGCAAGACGCUUGGAGCACGGUGGCAGCCAAGGUGCUGAUGCCCAACCAACUGUGCCAGGUGACCAGGUGGGGGAGCUCCGACACGUUCUUGCUGGCCAACAUGAAGCCCAGGCCAGUGGCCGCAGCUAUCAGGACCAGAGCCUGACAGAACCAGUGGAGACGGACUUUACACUUCCGAGAUUUGAAACAAA